This is a messenger RNA of Ostreococcus lucimarinus CCE9901, 1827 nucleotides long. RefSeq lists its product with no specific name. The record is from RefSeq and is a predicted model, not a curated record. Gene Ontology annotation, molecular function: phosphatase activity. The transcript has a single exon. Lineage: Eukaryota; Viridiplantae; Chlorophyta; Mamiellophyceae; Mamiellales; Bathycoccaceae. Gene Ontology annotation, cellular component: cytoplasm. The coding region runs from base 1 to 1827 and encodes 608 amino acids.
AUGAAGUCGUCCUGGGACGGCCUGCGUCGAUCGUUCAUCGAGCGCACGCACGCGCUGAACGACGCGCUGUCGCGGACGGCGAUCGCGGACGGCGACGACGCGAAUACGACGCGCGCGAGCGCGUCGAGCGACGACGACGGGACGACGACGCGAGACGACGACGACGAAGGACGGCGCGCGACGACGCCGGGCGCGCUGCUGAAGCGCGCGCUGCGACGAGGGACGAAGCGGGCGACGCCGACGCGCGAGACGGGGCGGUACGCGGACGCGGACGACGCGGCGGAGGACGCGACGCGACGGCGGACGACGGCGGCGACGGUGACGCGAGGGACGACGCGAGGGACGACGGCGAAUCGGGUGUUCGUCGCGAUGCGGGUGAUCGGCGGCGACGGCGCGUGCAGGGGACGGAGAGCGCAGACGAUGAGCCGAUCGACGAGGACGAGGGCGCCGGUGUGGAACACGACGCGGGAUUUGCGGUGCGAGGCGCGGUUCGGGGACGCGCUGUGCGUCGAUUUGUACGCGGGCGACGGCGCGAGGGGAGUGGAGAGAGCGACGUUGAUCGCGCGAGGACAGGUUUCGGUGCAGCACGCGCUGGCGAACGAGGGCGCGGAGGUGGCGGUGCCGAUGUACGAUAAAUUGGAGCGCGCGACGUCGCCGGCGACGGUGCACGUCGCGUUGAGGACGCGAGACUUGGCCGAGACGCGCGCGUCGAAACGAAUAUUUUACGUUCGUCACGGCGAGAGCAAGUGGAAUGAGGCGCAGAGAGAUAUUAACAUCGCGAACAUGAUGCGAUUCGAUCAUCCGCUGACCUUGUUCGGGGUGCAACAGGCGCAGGCGCUCGGGGGGCGCGCCGCGGUGGCGUGUUCGCAGGCGCAGGCGGGCGUGUUGGUGCACGCCAACGUGACGAGUACUUCGCCGCCGACGAUGAGCCCGCCGUCUUCGCCGUCGUCGCCAAAAUCUCGAUCGCCAUCGUUGAUGGUCGCGGAAAACGAAGGUUCAGAGUUGUGCGAAUCGUACGGGCGUUGCACGACGUGCUACGUUUCACCGCUGACGCGCGCGGUGCAGACGGCGUGCUUUAUGCUUCAAAGCCACCCGUUAACGGUGCAAGGUGUGAUGAGACAGGUGUGUUUACAAUCUAUUCGAGAGAUUAAAGGCGUGGGAGGUCUGGACACGGUCGGCAUCGAGCAAGGCGAUGGAGUUCUCGAUCGCGCGAAGAAAAAGUUGGCUGAAAUCGUCAACGAUCAAGCCGCCUCUCGCCUCGGUGCUGGCAUGGCGUUCGACCCAAACGAUGCCAUCGGUCAGUGGUGGACGAGCGAGACGGAUUCAGACAACGCGCAAGACGUCGAGGCUCGCAUUUACGAUUUUCUGGAAACGAUGCGACUGCACGACGCGGACGACGCCGUCAUCGUAGUCGGACACUCGCUGUUUCUUCAACAGCUCGUCGCAAAAAUCAUCCCGAAAGCUGACGACGGCGCUGGCAUCAGUGGUUCUGGUGCGACUCGUGUAUCGCCCGAUCCGUUCGACGCGUUUAAAGCGUCGAAGGAUCCAUUCACGCCGGCGCCCGCGACGACGUCGAGCGACCCGUUCGCCGUGCCGCAGCGAAGUACCGUCGGCCCGGACGAUAUUCCCUUUGUGCCGUCCACGUUGGCGGCCGCUCCAAAGGCGGCCAGAAUCGAAAACUCUCACAACAAGGGUAAGGUCUUCGAAAAAUUAAUCAAUCAAAAGCUCUGCAACGCCGGGUGCGUCGCAUUAGAUGUGACGUUCGACGCGUAUGGAAGAGCGACGCUCGAAAACGCCUCGUUGUUGUUUGGGAGCAAAUUUGUUUAA